UAUCACACUAUUGAUCAGUACACUAAUAACCAAAACACUUCUAGUAGCCACACAACCCAUCAUGUCUGACGAGUUCGAAGUUAACGAGGCUGAUUCUGGUGCAUCCAAAUUUUACCCAACUCAAGCAUCUUCUAUCAAGAAAGGUGGAUACAUGCUGAUGAAAGGUCGAGCAUGCAAGAUCGAAAACAUCAACACUUCGAAACCCGGAAAGCACGGUUCGGCUAAGUGCGCAUUCACCGGUAUUGACAUCUUCACAGGAAAGAAGAUCGAGGCUGUAUCACCUGGUCACGCUAAUGUCGAUGCUCCUUACGUCAUCCGAAAAGAAUACCCCCUUUCAUACAUGGACGAAUCUGGUUUUCUGUCUCUUUUCGACGAAGAGACCGGCGAACUUGUUGAAGACAUCCGUUGUCCAGAAGGAGAUCUCGGAGAAAGACUAAAGACUAUGACGGAUGAGGGAAAAAUGAUUAUUGUUACUAUUCUGAAAGCAAUGGGAGAAGAGAAGGUUAUUGACGUUAAGGAAGAUACGAAAGCCGAUUAAUAUGUGGAUGUUAAUUACAUUUGAACAUUUUGUGGCUAUAAGUAUUUUUUAGAUUAUGUGUUUAAACACUUAUUUUACUGCGAACUUCUAACUGAAGAGGUAAAUCUGCUUGUGUUUGGGUCAAUGCAAUAUGCUUAAGAAAUUUCGUAAUUUAAAACUCUUUAGUAAAUUGAAUUUCCUAAUGUCUUCCUUGA
This is a messenger RNA of Bolinopsis microptera, 732 nucleotides long. RefSeq lists its product as uncharacterized. Lineage: Eukaryota; Metazoa; Ctenophora; Tentaculata; Lobata; Bolinopsidae. The coding region runs from base 62 to 538 and encodes 158 amino acids. Gene Ontology annotation, molecular function: RNA binding; ribosome binding; translation elongation factor activity. Gene Ontology annotation, biological process: translational elongation; positive regulation of translational elongation; positive regulation of translational termination. The transcript has a single exon. The record is from RefSeq and is a predicted model, not a curated record.